Molecule: messenger RNA, 2844 nt
Organism: Hydractinia symbiolongicarpus
Lineage: Eukaryota; Metazoa; Cnidaria; Hydrozoa; Anthoathecata; Hydractiniidae
Product: DNA repair-scaffolding protein-like
Exons: 24
Coding region: 186-2750 (854 amino acids)
Biological process (GO): regulation of establishment of protein localization to chromosome; double-strand break repair via homologous recombination
Cellular component (GO): nucleoplasm; nuclear chromosome
Source: RefSeq, a predicted model, not a curated record
AAAAAAUAAUGGUGUAUCUUUUUGCAUGGAAAUAGCAAAAAAAUAUACAUAGUAUUUCGAGGAUAAACAACUAAAGGUAACAACAUCUCAGUCUAUUUGUUCUAUUUUUCAACUAUUCUUAGCUGUGUGUGUUUUUAACAAUCAUUUUAAAAUCAGGCUUACUGCAAAAAACACCAUCAUUAGAUAUGAAUUCGAAAGGAAAAAAAAGAAGAAGAAAACGAAAGUUAGAAUUAACUAAACAAAAAGAUAUAACACAAAAGGGGGGAUUCCAAGAACAAAAUAAAUUUCGUGACUUCGCAGUAUCUCUUCAAUCCUGUUCAUAUAAAAGACAACAGAAUCGAAAUGAGGAGGAUAUUGAUGGAUUUUCAUCAUCAGAUGGUGGCAGUGAUAUUGAUCAAAGCAAUUAUAUAAAAGAAGAACAAGCUCAUUUUUCGACAAAGAAUAAAAGCUACUUCGACAUACUAGAUUGUGACGAAAGUGAGAAAAUCAGAUGGUCUGAUAGUAGCAUUGAAGAUAUUCAAAUACCUGAUGAAAAAGAGGAAGAAUCUUUCUCGGAUGAAUUUGUUGAAGAAAAUCCAUCUGAGAUUUCGUCACGCAGACAUAUCCUUAAUGUUUCAAUUAAAGAAUAUGAUUCUGAAAGUGAGGCGCCUGUAGAAAAGAAAGAUAGAGUAGACAUUGAUAAACAGACGUCACAAGAUACGAUUGAUGCUUUAUCACCUUCACCAGCUCUUCAAAAUGUUCAAUCAUUGGUUAUGUCAACAAAAACAGAAGUUUUUAACAAUGAAGAAUAUGAAGAAGAUUACGAGAAUGCAAAAAUGCAAGAUGAAACUGCCAAGAAUAAGAAAAAACCUCUCAAAGGUAGACUUGUGGAAAGAUUGCAUAUGCUGUUGACAAAAGAAAAAUCUGAUUUGACAUUUUGGAAGCAUGAAAGUAAAAGAAGCUCAGCAGAAGCAUUACCAUUGCAAGUUAUCUCAAAAGACACGUGUUUUUCUGUCACUUCUGUUUGCUGUCAAUCAUCAUCUGGUAUGAAAGUUUAUUUAAUGUUACCGCUUACCACGAUGAAAAACAUCUCCAUCAACACAAACAGCAAACUUAGAAUAUAUCCUCCAUGGAAGAAGAUGUUUUGCAGAGAUUUGAAAACUAUUGUGUUAUUAUGUACAUAUCAUUUGGAAAUUCUGUCAAAAGACUCAGUUAUGUCAUACAGUAAAGCGGAGGAAGAUUUGCUUGCAUUUUGCCAGAAGAAUUUAAAGUUUCACACAACUUCCCAGAACACAUCUAUUGAUGAGCAGGUCUUAACCGCAUUAAGUGUGACUGACAUAAAUCAAGCUUCACCAUCGAAGUAUAGCACCAUUUCUGAAUCGGUUGAUAAAGAUGGCUACUCUGGUCGUUCAUGUAUUUACGGAAGAAUUCAACGUGUGCUUAUUAAAAAAACAUCAAGAAACGACAGCGAAACAAUUCUUCAGAAACCAAAAUUCUUUUGCAAAAAUUUCAAUCAGUCUAAAAGCAUUUAUGUCUUCUUGGUGCAAGAUAAAGAACAUGCACUAGCGGAGGUGGAAAUCCCAGAAUGCAUUGCAAAGGGAAAUUUGCUUUGGAAGCAAGCUGUGGCGGAAGGAGAAGGCAAGCUUUGUUCUUUUCUUAACAUUAAAUUAGUGAACAGAAAGAGUUACAACAGAAACCCAGUUGUUCUAUCAAUGAUGAAAACAUUUUUUCCAGACUCACAAUCUUCUACGCAGCAGUCUGGUGAAGCAAGUCAAGACAUACAAGACAUUAACACACAGCAUUCGUUCAUCGCACCGACCUGUGCAUAUACCUUCAAUGCAGACCUGCAAAGUUCGUUGAAUUUUGAUGCAACACCAGAAGAAUUUAUUAUUGAGUACCUCCCACCUAAAAUCUUAACAAAAGGCGACAGUUUAUCGAAUGGUAGAGUUUCUAUGGAAGCAAAGAUUGUAGCUGUAACCAGCUGUAAUGUGGAACUCGAGAAUGUUUUAGAUAUAUUGGACGUUCACUGUAGAUUGCACUGUUUCUACACUUCUUCAGAUAAGUUAGUCACAGUCAGGAAACUUCCAACUUGUUUCAUUUCUAAUUGCGCCAAGGAUUUGUUGGUUAAUGAUAUAGAAAAAGAUAACAAUUGCGUAUUUCUCAAAGAUUUAGGAAUAAGAAGUGAUGAAUUAAUAGCGGAUAGCUACACUCAAAUCAUCCUCAAAGUGAAUCAACCCACUGCGACGAAAAUAAAUAAGAUGGAUGAUUUGUUUAUAAAAUGCUCCAACCACAUUCAGAAGUUUGCUCCUUGUAUUUCUAUGUUGAAUUUAUCUUCAAAGGUUGGCGAUCUGGUGUCUCUUGAAGGCUCUAUUUGUGGUGUUGACGAAGAAACUACAUUGUUUUGGAAUGCAUGCAGUGUUUGCGGAGGAGAUGAAGUGGGCCAUGACGAGAAGAAGAAUGUGUGGUGCAAGACAUGCCGUGCAGUAGUAUCCUCAAAAUUGCGCAUGCAGCUUGAUGUGUUUAUAUACAUGAAGUCGGUGUCGAAAUUUUGUAUUCUUUGCAAACUUCUGGAAAAAACAAUAACAUCCCUACUUGCCAAACCUCCCGAUGUAAAUUUUGAAGGCUAUGACGUGAGCAGUAUUCUUAACAAGUCAUUGUCGCCGACACUCUGUGUUGUUGUUGACGUCAUCAAACAAACUAAAGACGAUGGCUGGAAAGUAUUUUUGAAAGAAGUUGAACCACUAUGCAACUUCGUUUCUACUUCGGUUUAAAUUUAUGAAGUUCAUGUAUAUAUGUUUCCAAUCUGUUACUGUUGUUAGAUAUUGUAUAUAAUAAUUGUAUGAAAUAUGAAACUAUACAGUAUAA